CGUGUGAAUCAAGCGACAUGUGUGACGCAUACUUCGACAAUGGUCAGGAACUCGCUGUAGCCAUUAUAUCUGAAGUUCCCUCACCUUCCACUGCAUUUACUUUCAUUCUGUAUUAUUUCUUUACCCUCUUCUUUGAGAACUAGAGUAUUUUAGAAAAAAGAAAGUUACAACUUACAAUUGACUGUGUCUAAAGUAAUUUCUAAUCUUUGUAAAGCCUGUACUUUGCAUUUCUCCUUGUGAUAUAAUGUAAUUAUCUUCGUUACGUAACUUAUUUCUCUCAGUAAUUGUGUUAACGUUUACAGUGGCAAGAAAUGUGUACAAUUUUCUUCUCUGGCAUCAACACGUAGAAAUACUCCAGUACAUGGUUCUUCUAAGGAAACGGGUAGUGAAUCCCACGCGCCAGAGAUUUUAUAAACACAAAGUGGACUAUUUAAAUUUGCGUUACGCUGAGAAUUUUAGUACGCGGAGGACAUAGACUAAUCUACGGGAACAUUUACUCGAUACGUGCAACGCAUAAUAAUAAUACUACUACUAAUUAUUUGUUAGUGCAUCGGGAAAGUAGAUCAGCUACUGACUGCUUCACGGUGUGACAAGUGUACUGAUGUGUUGUGUGCUUAGUGAUGUGAUGUGAUGUGUAUCCGCCGAGAUGGAUAGAUGUUUCUGGAUCACAGUUAAGGAUGUUAUCGUGUUCCGAUCACUUCCCAGGUGACGUGGACCUCAAGACUGUGACACUACUCAGUUCUUAGUCCGCCAAAAACCUGGCAGUGGCAAAAAUGGGCCGAUGGACAGGAACGGCCACACAUCUGCUGGUGGUCUUCGCCAUCUACUACGUUUCCGUGAUGGACGCUACCAGUCAAGAAGCCAGUAGUACCAACAGCAGCAGCAAAGACAACCCGGACCGACGACCUCGUUCACAACCGGCGACCUUGGUCGGCACAGAGGUCCCAGUCGAGUGGAACGAAUUAUCGGCCACCUUCUCGCCUCAGCCGGUUCACUUCGCGACUCAGAACUCUAGUUCCGUAACAGCACAGACCGGAAGUACAACCCUCAUCCCCUGCGUCGUCAGCAACAUCGGAGACGGCACGGUGUCCUGGAUACGAAGGAAGGACUAUUACCACCUGCUAACAGUGGGACUCACGACGUAUACCGGGGACGAACGCUACCAGACCAUUCACGCCCAACACUCAGAGGACUGGACAUUGCAGAUCAAGUUUGUUCAACACAGGGAUGCUGGGCUCUACGAAUGUCAGGUGUCUUCACACCCGCCUAGCAGCAUCUUCAUCGAACUCAAAGUAGUAGAAGCUAGAGCCGAAAUAUCUGGUCCUGCGGAAAAAUACUUGAAGCUCGGCAGCACGCUAAGCCUACAGUGCACUCUGGUGUCCAGCACAGAACCUCCCGUUUACGUGUUCUGGUAUCACAACAACCGGAUGAUAAAUUAUGACGGAGACCGUGGUGUGAACGUCACAACUGACCGUCCUGCUAAAACCAGCACCUUGCUUAUAAACAGCGCCUCACCAGAGCAUUCGGGGAAUUACUCGUGCGUACCAAGCAAUGCCCAGCCCGCAAGCACGUACGUCCACAUAUUAAACGGCGAGAACCCAGCAGCAAUGCAACAUGGAGGUCGCGGUCUCUCCUGGUUGCACUGUCCGUCCGCUUGGUUGCUCCUGGCAUGUGUCGUGGUUUCCGCUCUCUCUGGACGUCUAACUACGCCACCUCCCGAGAAGAUAGCAUCUGUGUAUGGAUACAUGGCAUAACAAAGCGGAUCGGCGCGAAAUUGC
Messenger RNA from Zootermopsis nevadensis, 1778 nucleotides. Its product is annotated as limbic system-associated membrane protein. Gene Ontology annotation, biological process: synapse organization. Gene Ontology annotation, cellular component: neuron projection membrane. The record is from RefSeq and is a predicted model, not a curated record. NCBI's taxonomy places the organism in Eukaryota, Metazoa, Arthropoda, Insecta, Blattodea, Termopsidae.